Chiloscyllium plagiosum (whitespotted bambooshark) is the source of this 3447-nucleotide messenger RNA. RefSeq names its product nudix (nucleoside diphosphate linked moiety X)-type motif 6 (gene nudt6). Gene Ontology annotation, molecular function: ADP-ribose diphosphatase activity; NAD binding; NADH pyrophosphatase activity. NCBI's taxonomy places the organism in Eukaryota, Metazoa, Chordata, Chondrichthyes, Orectolobiformes, Hemiscylliidae. The record is from RefSeq and is a predicted model, not a curated record.
UCACAUUUUCCAAGGUGGCAAAACUAGGCAGAGUGGUGUGGUGACUAAGACAGGUGCUUUAAUUAGGUGACGCUCGGUAGCAGCCGGCUCCGACUGUCAGGUUGCAGUCAGCCAAAGAGCAAUGCUUCACUCGGCGGUUGGUGCGGGGCAGACCAUGGCGCGAGCCUGGCAGCGGGCCGUUACUUUUGGAACGUGGGCCCAUUGUCUCCGCACGCGGGAGAGAGUUGGAGGCGCUCGCGGGGCUCUCCUCAAGACCGCCAGAGCGGACCGCUUCGGGGCGGUCACCGCCCACCUAGAGCCCAGGCACUUUCCGCCAGAACUGGACGAGAUCACAUUUCAGAACCUGCUGCAGGAUGCUAUCAAGCACUGGAGAGCAGAAGGCAAGGUGGCAGUCUGGCUGCAUGUUCCUAUUCUCCAGAGCAGAUUUAUACCUGCAGCAGCUGCUCAAGGUUUUACAUUUCACCAUGCUGAAAAGGACCAUUCCACAUUGGCACUAUGGCUAGCUAAGGGGGAAAGCAGGCUUCCUGCUUAUGCUACACAUCAAGUCGGUGUAGCAGGUGCUGUGUUUGAUGAAGCCACUGGUAAAGUUCUGGUUGUGCAAGAUAAAAAUAAGAUAAAAAAUGCUUGGAAGUUUCCAGGAGGCCUCUCUGAUCUGGGUGAAGAUAUUGGUGAAACAGCUGUCCGAGAAGUAUUUGAAGAGACCGGAAUAAGGUCCAAAUUUUUAUCACUUCUCAGCAUCAGACAACAGCAUAACCAUCCAGGAGCCUUUGGGAAGUCAGACAUGUACAUUGUUUGUCGUCUGAAAGCUGUCUCGUUUGACAUCAAUUUUUGCCAAGAAGAAUGCCUGCGGUGUGAAUGGAUGGAUCUGGAGGAGCUGGCCAGAAGUGAACACACAACACUUAUAACCAGCAGGAUAGCCAAGCUGAUAUUUUAUGGAUACAGGGAAGGCUUUGACAAGAUUGAUGUAAAUAUGACAGAAUUCCCAGCAGUUUAUACAGGCCUUUUUUACAAACUUUAUCACAAAGAAUUACCAGAGAAAUACGAGAAGCUACAACCAGAUGGAAUCAAAUAGGUUACGAAGGAAAAUAGUUAUUAUGAAGAUUAGAAAUUGAAUUUGUUCUAUCUGUCCAAUCAAAUAAACAAAUAAUUGGUGCAAUAUAGAAUGGGUAAAAUCCAAUUUUGUUCAGUGUUGAGAACUACAUUUUUGCAACAUUUUUAUUCAAAUGUAUAAAAACCAAGCUUCUCAAUACAUCACUUCAAUUUCAAAAAUGGCAGAUUCCCUCAGGUUUACAGUUCAUAUGUUUAAAUAUUGAAUUAAAGAUAUAUAUACAAAAUGCCUCUUAUUAUCAUUCAUUCAUUAUUUCUUCCUUUUCAAAAUUGUGUUUACAAAUGAACCUGCAGCAUAUUUUCAUUUCAUUCUUCAUUUAUAACUUCACAAAAAAUAGUAGGGGAAAAAUACUAAACAAAUUUUUUUUAGAAUAUGUUUGGGUAUAUCAACAAAUUUUACUUCUGUAUUUUUUGACCAAAAUAAACACCCCAAAAGCAUUUACAGAGCUAAUUAUACAAUUUAACUCUAUAUAUGCAACAUAUCAAAUAUCUUGAAAAAGGAAACAGACAGCUUGAGGAAAGGAAUUCCAGAGUGGAGGGCUAGGCAUCUAAAGAUAAUCUAUUGGGAGGACACAGGGAAUCUGUAUAAGACCAGAGUCAGAGGAAUGCAGAGUUCUCAAAUGGUUGUGGGCUGGAGGCUAUUACAGAAUUGGAGAGGAGCAAGAUUUGAAUAAAAGGUACUGAAUUAAAGAUCACAGCAUUGCUAGAUGGCAAGCAAUGUUGGUCAGUAACUUGAGAGGUUAUGGUUAACCAGGACUUGGUGUAAAGUAGCAUUCAGGCAGCAGUUUUGGAUUAUUUUAAUGUUAAAAAGGUGUAAGGUGGGAGAUUGUCAAGAGAGAAUUGGAAUAGCUGCACAAUUACAUUUGGAAGUUAAGACAUGGAUGAAAGAUUCAGCAACAGAUUAACUGAAGCAGGAAGGACAACAGGUAGUACAGAGGUUGUACAGGCAGUCGUGAUGAUGGUGGUGUUGUGUGAUUGGUAGCCCAGCUCAGAGGCAAAUAGGAUAAAUGGUCAAAUAAUAACAAUGCAAACAGUCUGGCUCAAGUUCAGCAAAUGGCCAGUAAUGGAUAUGCAAACAGUGAUUAAGAAACAGAGUUUGUGGCAGAGGCUUAAGAUAAUGGCUUCACACAUCAAACACCUUGGACUUUUACGGCUUUGAAAACAAUGCUCCUGGUAAAUGAAAACUAAAUUUAUGAUAAAUGUAUCAAUUUGUUUUAUAUCAUCUUCAAUAACGUUCUUCAGACUACAAUAUAAUGUUUUCCAUAUGAAAUCAAUGUUGGGAAAAUUAUGCAAAAUGCCUGACUAAGAUGGGUAGGUAGAAGAGACAAAAGUAAAUUAACUCAGCAGAUUUACUUCAGUCUCCUUAUAACAUGUACGAUGGAAGGGAAGGGAGCACUACAGGGAAAAAAAGGCGGAUGUAUUUUUAAAUAUGUGUCCAUGGAGCUGUGUCCAGUUGAAACUGUAUUUAUGAUGAUCUGAUUGUGUUUAAUUUCCAAUCAAUGCUGCAUUAUGUUUAUUGAAAUUUGAACGUGUCAGUGUCACAUAGUCCAGAGCAUCAGUUAUAUAAUUUGAAACUAUCACAACACUGUGACUGUGACAGUGAAAGAUGUUCAAUGUCUUUAACAGAAAGCACAUAAUCCUGUAGGGUUCAUUAGUUUUACUCAAUACAUAUUGAUGCACACUACUUUGAGUUAAUUUAAUGGCUAAGGUAAUUCUUGGUUAUUAAGACCUUAGCCAUAAAGGACUAGAGUCCAGUCCAACCUAAUUUACAUAUAUUUAUUUAAGUAAUCUACAUUGAUCAUUGCUUUUCUUUGGUCAUCCUCAAAUCAUUCCAGCCCAUAACUAAGAAAUUCAUCAUCUAUUUUGCUGUACUCAAAGUAAAACACAAAAUGAAAAAGUUGCUAAUAAUUCAAAAAAGUCAGUAAAACACAUUCCAAAAAUGAACAUAACAUUUCCACAACACCUUUUGGAUAGUUAACAAUACAUCCAAGUUAAAUAUUUAGGACUCUGCACAUGAAACAAAGAACCAAUGAAUUACUGAAUUUAUAUUUUUAAAAAUGAAAUAUUUCAAUCUGGCAGUGGGCAAAUUGAAACACCUAAAUGUUUGAUUCUAAUUGUGGACUUGUUGCCAGUUCAAACUGUGUCAGGGAAUCAAAUGCGACAGUUAUUGGGACUGUAGUGUAUGUAACCCUUUGAAUGACUUGAUAAGUAAAUACUGUAUCACAACAUUAACCUCAAGUCUAAAUCAAAAUUACUGUGUGUUAUACAGUUAUGAACCAAAAUUAACCAUUGAUGAUUUACCACAUAAACCAGUAUAUGGGAUUAUAUACACGACACUUU